Messenger RNA from Varroa destructor (honeybee mite), 1999 nucleotides. RefSeq lists its product as uncharacterized. Gene Ontology annotation, molecular function: chitin binding. NCBI's taxonomy places the organism in Eukaryota, Metazoa, Arthropoda, Arachnida, Mesostigmata, Varroidae. The record is from RefSeq and is a predicted model, not a curated record. Gene Ontology annotation, cellular component: extracellular region.
UUACGGACCAACUCUUUAAUGCGCAGAAGCACGAUAAGUAAACGCAAUCAUUUGACCGACAUUUGAAUUUCGCGCGGCUUGCCUGCAGGAGAUGGUCAUAACUAAUUCCGUAAUUCUCAUGCUUAUACGUGUGCCUUCCAAUCCAUUCGGUAGCAUUUGUAUAAUGUAAUGAAGACUCGGCCGAGUUCUGAGACUUAGUAAAAUUUGAAGAAAACCAUGGGAAAGGGUAAAGAAAAUUACUUAUAAGGCUGGAGCUCCAACGCCACCUCAGUUGUUGCGAGGCGCAUAGAGUACUUUGGGAUUCUUUUACACCUGCACCACGUUUUCCUGCACAGAAGCCUUCCGGCGAAAUUCUGGAGAGCUUCAACGAUCAAACCUUGAUUGGGCCUUUGGUUAUACAGGUGGGAGAAAAGCAGUGAACGUUGUACGUGUAUAGAAACGUAAAAACGCACACCAAAGAGAGAAGCUUGUUGAAAAACAAAAGUUAGUAGCGCGGCAAGUCCACGUCAUCCGAUAUCCUUCGAAUUUUGGAAUACUUCUGCUUAUGAAGAUGCUUAUCAGUUUUAGGACACCGCUUAUGCUGAUUACAGUGACAGCGGUGGCAACCGCAGACGCCGCAAGCAUCAACCGCGAUGCAGCCACAAACCGUGUUAUUGAGUACGAUGUUAGCGGGCGGGCACCUGAUGAGGAAGUUGUGCCCGGAGGGCUGGAAACCGGCCUGGGUUUACAAUUGCCAGCAGGAGCGGAGCUUGUGGUAGGAGAUUACGUGCAGACUACGUUCAGCUGUGAAGACGAGCAACAUCAGAAGUACGGCUAUUACGCCGAUGUCGAUAACAACUGCAAAGUGUUUCAUGUCUGCAAUCCCAUACGAAGCCCCAGCUCGAGCCCGCAGCACCUACAACAGUAUCCAGAUUUUUCAGAUGUGAACGUGCUACAAUAUUCAUUUUAUUGUGGUAACGGGACAGUAUUUGAUCAGUUUUCGAUGACAUGUGCGUUUGAGGAUGACGCAAUACCGUGUAACAAUUCGCCGGAAUUUUUCUAUCUCAAUGAUAAUCUUGGCAUUGAGGAUGCGCCUCUGCUGACCGAUAACGAUAUCGCUAGAAAAAUGGCUCUCAUCGAGGCUUCUCGUGGACAACAGUCGACCCAGACUGAAGCCUCUCCAACUCAACCACCCGUCGAUGAGGUGGUAUCAGGCUCGGAUGAAAGUACGCUUUCUACAAAGGCACCGUUCCGUGCUCAAACACCAUCGUAUGGCAAACGCCACUCCCCGCCACAGGCAAAGAGGCCCUUGGAUUCACCCCAACAAAAACAAACUAAACCAUCACCACAGCAACAGCAAUCGCAGUCAAAGAGGCCAGCUCACCAGCCAAAGUACUCUACGGUGUCAACGGUACAGCCAUCAACGCACACCGGCAAGGAUCAAACCACUAUCGCCAACACCAGUAUCACAACGUCAAUAUCUUAAUCGGGUUACAAAUAAUGACAGUCUCUAUGGCGAUUUUUUCUCGUGCGAAAAUUGCAAUGGGAAGCGCACACAAUAUCGCCUAUGAAGACUAUAAAAGCAAAGACCUAUUAAAAGCAAACUAAUGCCACAGGCAUGGUCGAGCUUGAGGUUAGGAGGCGCUAUCAAAGGCGUCUAUUUGAUCGCGCAGGUUACGCCCCCUCGUGUGCAAUGAGCUUCAGAUCCACCGAAGACAAGACUUCCGCCUAUUUCGCAUUGAAAACCCUGUAUCUACUAGAGGUAGCUAUUUAUACUAUCGAGUCGACCGUAAGAGAAUAUGUGAUUAUGAAAAAACAGAGUAUUUUUUGUUGGCUUGCAUCUGUGGCAACUCGGAAGGUUUGAUGGACACCGGGAACUGUUUGCCCGGUGGCGUGUCGUAAAUGAGCAGAAUCCAGGCAGUACCAAACGCUGCCGAAGAUGUAGAAACAAUAAUAAUAAUAAAGUAACGUGUAUCGAUAAACGAGAGCUUUGACUACUUCAGGUAAAAUCGGGCUUGGA